Messenger RNA from Pantherophis guttatus, 1506 nucleotides. RefSeq names its product olfactory receptor 4E2-like. The record is from RefSeq and is a predicted model, not a curated record. Lineage: Eukaryota; Metazoa; Chordata; Lepidosauria; Squamata; Colubridae. Gene Ontology annotation, molecular function: olfactory receptor activity. Gene Ontology annotation, cellular component: membrane. Gene Ontology annotation, biological process: G protein-coupled receptor signaling pathway.
AUGGAUUCCCACAACCAAACAGAAGAGAUGGAGUUUGUCUUACUGGCAUUCUCCAUAUUCCAGAGGCACCACAUCCAUUUUUUCUUGGUGUUCCUGGCUGCCUAUUUGGUCACCCUGCUGGGCAACUUCAUGAUCAUAACCCUGGUCCUCCUGGAUUCCCGUCUCCACACCCCCAUGUACUUCUUCCUCAGCCAGCUCUCCUGCUUGGAUAUUUGUCUUUCUUCUGUGGUGGUACCAAAGAUCCUGGUGAACCUCCUACACCAGCAGUACACCAUCUCCUACGAACAGUGCCUGGCACAAGCCUUCUUCCUGAUUGGAUUUGGAGGAUGUGAGCCGGCACUGCUGGCCAUCAUGGCCUAUGACCGCUAUGCUGCCAUCUGCCAACCUUUGCACUAUGCCCACCUGAUGAGGAGCAAGUUCUGCGUCCAGCUGUCUGUGGCUGUUUGGUUCUGGGGCUUCCUGGACUCAGCUAUCUAUGCUGCUCUGGCCUCCAAGUUGGAUUUCUGUGGAAACUACCAGAUUCUUCAUAUCUGGUGUGAUAUUCCUCCACUACUGAAAAUUGCCUGCAGUGAUACCCAGGUCAACAAAUUGGCCAAUCACAUCACUAGCUUCUUGGUUGGCCUCGGUCCCUUCCUCUUCAUCAUCCUGUCCUAUUUCUGUAUUUUGGCCUCCAUUGUCCGGAUUCCUUCCAACACCGGCAGACGCAAAGCCUUCUCUACUUGUGCAUCACACGUUGCUGUGGUAACUCUUUAUAUCGGAAAUGGGUUUCUGAACUACAACCAGCCAAGUUCUGGCUACUCCCUAGAAAGUGACACCCUGAUUUCCAUAAUGUUUUGCAUUGUCACCCCCAUGCUGAACCCCUUAAUCUACAGCCUCCGCAACAAGGAGGUGAAGGAAGCCAGGAGGAAGGUGUCUAUUUUUUUCCUCAUGGAUUCCCACAACCAAACAGAAGAGAUGGAGUUUGUCUUACUGGCAUUCUCCAUAUUCCAAAGCCACCACAUCCAUUUUUUCUUGGUGUUCCUGGCUGCCUAUUUGGUCACCCUGCUGGGCAACUUCAUAACCCUGGUCCUCCUGGAUUCCCGUCUCCACAGCCCCAUGUACUUCUUCCCCAGCCAGCUCUCCUGCUUGGAUAUUUGUCUUUCUUCUGUGGUGGUACCAAAGAUCCUGGUGAACCUCAUACGCCAGCAGUACACCAUCUCCUACAACCAGUGCCUGGCACAAACCUUCUUCCUGAUUGGCUUUGCAGGAUGUGAGCCGGCACUGCUGGCCGUCAUGGCCUAUGACCGCUAUGCUGCCAUCUGCCAACCUUUGCACUAUGCCCACCUGAUGAGGGGCAAGUUGUGUAUCCAGCUGUCUGUGGCCAUUUGGUUCUGGGGCUUCCUGGACUCAGCUAUCUACGCUGCUCUGGCUUCCAGGUUGGAGUUUUGUGGAAACCACCAGAUUCUUCAUAUCUGGUGUGAUAUUCCUCCACUACUGAAAAUUGCCUGUUGGCUUUGGGGUUCUUAA